AUGAAGUACCUCCAGCCCCCUGGAGACCUGAGGCUGGCAUGGGCCAGCACUCACCCCCGAAACAGACAGCUCAAACAGCUGGCCUUCUCCAGGUCUCCGUACUCCUUCCAGGUGACUGAAGACACACCUCCAGGAACCACAGUGGGACGCGUGUCGGCGGCGCACACCGGCGGACGUGGGCCGGUGGUUUUCUCCGUGCUGGAGGACGACGGGGAUGGGGUCUUUCUCCUCAGCCCCCGCUCCGGAGAGUUCUUCCUCUCCCGCGGCUUGGACUACGAGACGGAGCGGUUCUACGGCCUCCUGGUGGGGGUGCGGCGUGGCGACGGCCAGCUCUCCAGCGCCAGGGUGUACUUCAGCGUGGUGGACGUGAACGACAACCCCCCCGUCCCGACGCCCGAGGCCUACUCCGUGUCCGUGCUGGAGAACAGCCCUCCCGGGACCUGCAUCCUCACGCUCGACGUCUCCGACGCAGACGACGGUGUGAACGCAGAGCUGAGAUGGGCAGUGAUUGCUGGAGAUGAAGAGGCGAAGUUUGCCGUGAAUGUCGGCGGUGUUGUCUGCCUGCAGGGGGCGCUAGACAGAGAGAAAGUCUCCGUGUACAACCUCACCAUCCGGGUCAGCGACCUCGCUCUUCCCCACAGUUCCCGCCUCACCGGCACGGCACUGGUUGCCGUUAUCGUCCAGGACGUGAACGACAACGGGCCGUAUUUCACCUCGCCGGAGGUCCUGCGGAUCCGCGAGGACGCCCCGCUGCACGCCGUCGUCAUGGUGAUACACGCCGCCGACGCCGACGCGGGCCACAACGGCGAGGUGGAGUACGGCCUGGAGGGCCCGUCCGGCGGAACGUUCCGGAUCGACGGCGCGCGCGGCAGGCUGUUCCUGGAGGAGCCUCUGGACAGGGAGUCUGCCGACGCGCUCGCCGUGGUCGUGACGGCGCGGGACAGAGGCUCUCCGCCGCGGUACGCCUCCGUCAACCUGACCGUGCUGGUCGACGACGUCAACGACAACGACCCGGCCUUCCCUUGGAGCGCCCGCAGCGCGACGGCGAGAGAGGACGUCCCCAGGGGGACGAGCCUGCUUCAGGUCCGGGCCCGCGAUCCCGACGUGGGCCCGAACGGGCGGGUGCGGUACCAGCUCUCCCACAGCCACUUCGCGGUGGACCCGGUACGGGGCGUCGUCGUAGCGACGGGCCGACUGGACCGCGAGAAGAGCCCCUCGUACAGCUUCGCAGUCGUCGCCGUGGAUCAAGGAGACCCCCCCAGAUCUGCCACGGUCAGCGUGAACGUGACUCUCUCUGAUGUGAAUGACUGCGCCCCUCUCUUUACUCCGCAAUCAAUAUCACUACACGUGCAGGAGAACUCUCCAGAUCUCCCCCGGGUCAUCCAUCAGGUAUCGGCCCUGGAUGAAGACCUUGGCAUGAAUAGCCAGCUGACGUACUCCAUCACGAGGGGAAACGAAGAGGGCCUCUUCUCCCUCUCUCCCGGUGGUACUCUCCGUGUUCUCCACAGUCUGGACAGGGAACGGAGGACACAGCACAUGCUACACAUCAUGGCUGUUGACUCAGGCAUUCCCCCACUGACGGGGACCGCGACCGCGCUGAUUCACGUGGACGACCUCAACGACAACCGCCCGGUGUUCCCUCAGGGUGUGAUCAGCACUGUCGUGGCUGAGGACGUCCCUGUGGGAACUGUGAUCGCAACUGUAACGGCCUUUGACCCUGACCACGGAGCCAAUGGAGAAGUAAGGUAUGCUUUGGUAGAGGGGAGUGCGCCAUUUUCCAUUGACGAGGUGUCGGGAGCCGUGCUCACCACCGGGGCUUUGGACCGGGAGUCCGUUGGCAGUUACCUUUUGACUGUGACCGGCAGUGACCUGCACCCCACACACCCGCUCCUCAGCGCGGCCGUGGUGUCGGUGCUGGUGCGGGAUGUCAAUGACCACCAGCCUCGGUUCCUCAACAGCCCCUAUGUCGCCAACGUGCCAAGCACGGUCGCUGCAGUGGAUGCUGACAUGGGGAGAAAUGCACAGCUGACCUUUUCCAUGUUCGGUCACAACAGCAGUCAGCUCUCAAUCAGCCCUGCCAGAGGUGAAAUUUUCACUUCGGACGUACUCAGUGGAGCAGAAGACAUCACGGUCGGUGUCCGUGUGGAAGACGGCGGAGAUGACCCGAAAGAUGACAUCACAACCGUGACCGUAAGAUUCCAGAAUGCCUCGGAAUUCCCAGUCGUGACCGUGGACACGCGAAGGCCCCUAAUCUCGGAAGACGAGCCUCUGAACACUCUGGUUGCUGUGGUAACCGGCGAGAGCAACAGAACAGAGCUGAUAUCGUACUACCUGGCUUCUGGACACUUUGGGGAGGUGUUUCAACUGCACCCAGAGACAGGGGAGCUGACCAUAAGCAGCCCGUUGGAUUACGAGGCAAACCAGGAGUUCCUGAUCUGGGUCGAAGCCAGAGAUGCAGGCCUGCCACCAUUUUCUUCCUACGCCGAGAUUCACAUAAACAUUAGUGACGUGAACGAUAACUCCCCAGUGUUCACCCAGAGUGUAUACUGGUGUGAAACGCUGGAGAACUCCCUUGCAGGCCCGGUGUGUGGAGUGUCAGCCGUUGAUGCAGAUUCUGGAGUCUAUGGAAAAGUGCAGUACAGCAUCUUAAGUGGAAAUGCGGAUAACACCUUUACUAUCGAUUCAGACACUGGCAUUUUGGGCACGGUAAAAAGUUUAGACCGAGAAAAGAUAUCGGAUUACAACUUAACGAUUCAAGCCGCAGACGAGGAGAAUGACGUCAACACAGACACUGCAGUGGUGCUUGUUGUUGUGCUGGAUGUAAACGAUAACGCGCCUCGGUUUUCACAGAUUUUCUUCACGGAGAUCCCUGAAGAUACACCGGUGGGGUUUACUGCCAUUCAGAUCACAUCCACGGAUGAAGACAUUGGUGUAAAUGCUGUGAUUGUAUACACAGUAAUUGACCAGAGUGGUAGCCUUCCAUUUGCUAUUGAUGGGGCCAGCGGGAACCUGGUUGUUGUACGAUUGCUGGACAGAGAGACUCAGGAUCGCUACGUUGUCAAAGUCAACGCUAACGAUUCAGCGUGGAGCAUCAGCACGGACGUCAUCAUAGAGAUCACAGAUGUCAACGACAACAGGCCAGUGUUCUCUCAGUCCUUGUACUUUGCCACAAUCACAGAGACUAAAACCCAGGAGGUGUUUGUCAUGCAGGUCCACGCCACAGAUUCCGACCUUGGGUCAAACAAGCAGAUUCUGUACUACAUCGACCCGGCAAGGAAGAUCCAGGCUGAAGAUGAAGACGACGGAGCGAAUGGACUCCUUCACUAUUCGCUUGAAAGCGGUAACGAGGACACAAUCUUCUCCAUCGGGCAGAACACAGGACUGAUCACUCUAAUCAGAGGGCUGGACUCAGAGAGACAAGGGGCUCAUUUCCUUCAAGUCAGCAGCCAAGAUGGAGGCUGGAUCCCAAAAGAUCCUAACGAUGGUACUAUCACCACGCAAGAGAUUUUUGAUUACGAACUUCAGCAAAACUUUGAAGUAACAGUCAAGGCAUCCAACCCAGGAAGUCGCCAUCUUUUCAGCUUGGCACAAGUUCACAUCAAAAUCAAAGGUGUUAACGAGUUCAUCCCCACAUUCCAGAAAAGCCAGUACAACUUCUCAGUGACUGAGAGAUCACCUAAUCGAACCCGGGUCGGAAAAGUCUUAGCUACAGACUAUGAUCUGGGUCCUGAAGGAGAAGUCUUCUACCUGCUGAUAGGGCCAAGCAAAAGAGCUGGUUUUGACAUUGAUGAACGCAGUGGUGAAAUAUUUACCACUGGUGAUUUAAUACAACACAGCCACAGUCAGGCAGUUUUAAGAAUCCUUGCAAAGAACUGGGGCAGCAUUAAUGGCUCUGACAUUGACGAAACCAUUGUCCUGGUUAAUGUGACAGAUGCCAACGAUCCCCCAGAAUUCUCCGCAGUGUUCUACACUGCGGAGGUCAGCGAAGACGCAGCUCUGGGGACGUCUGUCACUCGGGUGACCGCCAAAGACAAGGACUUGAUCCCGGAGUGGAGCCGUUUUGUUUACAGCAUUACAAGCGGGAAUGAGAACAGCUCUUUUGCUCUGGACCCCGUGACUGGGAUUGUCUCAGUUGGUGCCCUCCUUGACCGGGAACAGUGGCCCCUCUACAACCUGACUGUCGUCGCCAUCGAUGGUGCCUUCCCUCCGGCCACAGGGAGCGCAAGUGUAGUCGUAUCCGUGACUGACGUCAAUGACAACCCGCCUCGUUUGAUUUCCGCCACGGGCUACGUGCGAGAGAACCAGCCCUACGGCACAGUGGUGUCCGUUCUGAAGGCCUCGGACGCAGACCUCCCGUCAAACGGAGGUCCGUUCACGUAUUGGCUGGUGAGGCCUACUUUUGGGAGCGCCUUCUUGCUCUCGGCAGAAGGCGUCCUGUCUACCACCAGGCCGGUGGAUCGUGAGCGAAACCCUGUGCACUCUGUGCUUGUGGUGGUACAGGACGCGGGGAGUCCCCCCUUGUCCUCUACGGCGACGGUUCGCGUGGAGGUUUUAGAUGAGAACGACAACCCAUCAGCUCCGAGGCACAUCUACAUUGAAGUGAAGUACUAUGGAAGCACCUUCCAGGGGGGCCUCAUCGGUAAUGUCCAGCCUGAGGACCCAGAUGAGCUAGACUUGUUCAACUGCAGCAUCAGAAGCGGACCGGGAAACAUGUUCAGCUUCCCUUUUGGGGGCUGCGACUUGUGGUCAACUCCAUAUCAAGGCGAAACCACAUAUAAUAUCACUGUCGAGGCAAGCGACCAACUCCAUCCCUCUGUCAACAACAGCAUCUAUGUGAGCUACAAAGGUUUCACCAAUGCCUCUAUGGACAACUGCGUCCUCUUCUACGUCACCUCGCCUUCUUUCAAAGAGUUCUUGUCGUUCAGUUAUUUGAAGUUUGUGAAAGCCCUCGACAGCCUUUUCAACCUACAGGCCUCCAAGACCCACGUGUUUGGGAUAAAGAUUUUGGGGGAUAAGAUCCUACUCCUGGCCGCUGUUAAAAGCUACAACGGGCAGUUCCUGAGCGGAGAUGUGGCGAGUGACAUCUCCGCCGCACAUAAGAGAUCGUUGGAGGCCCAGAGCGGCGUAGAAAUCUCAGACAUCACAGGUGACCCCUGCUCGGUGAACCCUUGCCACCACGGGGCCACGUGCACCAAAAACAUUCACAUCAGCCAAGACAUCGCAGUGCUGGAGAGCCCGGCUCUAAUGUUUGUUUCGCCGAAAAAAGUGGAGAUAUUCAAAUGCUCGUGUCUGCCCGCGUUCUCCGGGACGACGUGCGAAUCGGACGUUGAUGAAUGCGAGGGGGACCCAUGUCAAAACGGGGGGACCUGCGUUAAUCACCUGGGAGGAUUCACCUGUCACUGCGCGAGGGGCUUCUCAGGGAAGCACUGCCACUCUGACGUGGAUGAAUGCUGGAACAUACAGUGCUAUAAUGGAGGGACCUGUCUUAACAUGCAAGGAGCAUUCUACUGCAGCUGCACCCUGGGAUAUGAAGGUGAAUUCUGCCAGGAAUUUGUUGACCCCUGCGCAUCAUCCCCCUGUGUUCAGGGUACCUGCCAAAAUCACUUGACUGGAUAUGCUUGUGAUUGUCCAUUUGGUGUCGGUGGAGCCCACUGCGAGGAGGAAAGCUACGGAUUUCCAGAGCUGUCCUUCCUGGAGUUCCCAUCCCUGGAUCCCAGGAACAACAUAAUCUCCCUGGAGCUGGCCACCGUGCGGCAGGACUCCCUGCUCCUGUACAGCCACGGGCGCCCCGGCGGCUCCGAGUUCCUGGCCCUGGAGAUCGUGGGGGGGAGGGCGCGGCUCUCGUUCGACCUCGGCAGCGGCCCGGCGACGGUGUGGACGACCAAGCCGGUGGCGGACGGGUCGUUUCACAGCGUCACCGCGCGCCGGAUCGGCAAGGCUGCUUCUCUACAAGUGGACAGCUGCUCGGCUGAAGAGCCCCACGGAUUCUGCUUCUCUCGAGGCGAAGGAGCUGGCAGAGAGAGGACCCUUGAUGUGCACACCUCCAACAUGACGUUUGGCGGCAUCAGGUCCCUAGACGCCAUUUUGCUGAGACCUGUGCAGGUUCGGACUCACGACUUUAUUGGAUGUGUGAGGAAUGCCAAGGUGAACAAUAUCCCCUUAGACACCUCGCGAGCCCUGGCAUCCUACAAUGUUCUGGAGAGGUGUCCACGCCGGACGGCGUCGCUGUGCGACAGCAGCACGUGUCGGAGCGGGGGGGUGUGCAGAGACUACUGGUCCCAUCACACCUGUGAGUGUGGGGACCUCUUCACUGGAACGAGCUGCGAGACAGAGAUGUCUGAGGACCAUGCCUUGCGGCUCAACGGACAGGCCCACAUCGAGUAUGUUGUGAAGGAGAGCUACCGCAGGGACCAGCAGCUAAAGGACUGGCUCUACGGAGAUGGCGGGAAGGCAGAAGGACCUGCCGGCGGAUCUGGGCUGGAGAUGAACCUGAGGACCACUGAGCAAGACGGAGCUCUGCUCUUCAUUUUGGGGAGAAAGGGCCAGGCAACCCUGAAGGUGAUGGGUGGAAAACUCCUGUUCAUCUCCAGCGACGACAUUUCCAGACAGGUGACAGAGAUCGCCAUGGACACCCCGCUAGUGGACAGCCAUUGGCACACGCUUCACCUGUUUAGAGAGAGAUCAGCCACCAUGAUCCUGCUGGAUGGACACCUUGUCAUGAACACAACGGAAUCCACACUUGAUCUCACCAUUGCCAAUGUGCACAGAAUGGUUUUGGGUGCCGAUCAAUCAGGAGGGACUACAACUCAACAGCCAGGUUUCUCUGGAUGCGUGGGAUACCUCAGGUGGGACAACUGGGUCCUGCCCUUCAGCGGGUUCAGUGAGGUGGUGGAGGUGCGCCCCAGUCCCAGUCUUACGCAGGGCGGGUGCAGUUCAGCGGGGGCGUGCGUGGGCCAUCUGUGCUCUGAGGAGGAUGUGGCCUUCCUGUCCUGCCUCUCUCAGCUGUGCCCGAAUGGGGACACCUGUGCCCUGCCCCCCUGGGUGAACGGCACCUGUGCCUGCCUGCGUAACGUCACGGACGGCCUGUGCAAGCUGUGCCCCCGCGGGGGGGGCGGCCGCGACGUCUGCCCCAGGCCACUGGCCGCGGGAGCGCCCGUCUGGAUCGUGGGCGUCGUCGUGCCCACCACCUUCAUCGUGAUCUGCCUGACUCUGCUCGUCAUCCUCAGAUGCAAAGCGGGGUCCCGGCGGAAGAUGCAGAGGGGGGGUCGAGGGUCGCCCGCACGUCUGCGGGUGAAGGGAGGGGUGGAUAACGGGGCAUUCUGUGGCGACGCCCCGGCCCCGGACGGCCAGCCUAUCAGGGCUGAGAAACAGAGACCCCAGCCAGCGGAGCGCCCCCUGCAGGUCUGCGCUGAAACUGACCCGCCCAGCCUCCAGACAGAUGAGCUGGAGUACUACGAGAUUGACAGCACCUGCGGGGCCUCUUGCUCGGAGCUCAGGGCACCGAGAGGUGACUUAGAGGGCCCCCGCACCACCACAGAGACUGCAGUACAGAAUGGGGGACAGCGGGACCCUCAAGACCAGGCCAGAGGCGACCAACAACAAAGCCGAAUGCAGGCAGUUUUAGCCACACCUCACCCUUUGGUUUCUGAGAAUGAACCAUCGGACCAGCAGCAAACAGCGGUAUGUAGCAGAGGGAGGAAACCUUGCGCCUCUUUCAGACGUGACUGUGGACUGCCGACAGGGCCUCACAUCGGACCCUGCCCUUUCCCCAGGAGGGUGCAGGUUUCUGACCUCACAGGGCCCCCCCUGGGACUUUCCGCAGAGGAGGUAAGGAGGCUAAACGAGCCCUUGGACCAGCAGCAGGGCGUCCACGUGGCCACCGGACGGAGACACGCCCAUUUCGCCGAGACGAGCGACAGCUCUGACAGCGAGUCGCACAGCUCAUUCACCUGUUCGGUGUGUGGGUGUGAGAGGGAGGGCUUGUCUUUCGCCGGCGAGCAGGCCUGCCUCCGCGAACAUGCCUCGCCGACACUCAGCGGCCCACGGCAGGGCGAGCCGGCGAGUGGCGACACCCCCUCUCUCCUCCGAGAGGACAUCCCAAUCGCUGAGAUCCAGAGGGGCGCUGAUAGUGCCUUCCUUGGGGGACCCCAGCACUGGGAGAGGCUGCUGAAUCUGGGCCUGCACUUUGAGACCUAUGCCCAGGUGUUUGAGGACAUUGCUCGGCUGCCCAUCGAACUUCAACACGAUCUGGACUGGCAGAGUGAGGCGGAGGAAAUCAUUUGAACUCUGGUCACAUAUUCCAUAAUAUAUUACAUAAAGCAACUCCAUAUAUAUACAUAGUUUAGACUUUAGGAUCGGGUCAGAAAGAUGAUAAGAUAAUAUUCUCUUUGUAAGAGAGGGUGGGGCUUGAAGUUUGACUCCGCCCCAUAAUGUUCCCAUAAAUGGAGGUGCAGUUGUUUUGUCGCCCAGCAGGUGUCACUGUUAUACAGUUGUGCUCUGUGUGCAAACAAGGAAAUACAUUUGGGAAGGAAAAAACUAUGGCUGAGGGCUGGAUCUGUGGUCUGAUACAUACAUUGGGUAAUAGAUAAUCUCAACAAAUGGAAAUGCUUUUUUAUAGAUUUAUGUGUACAACUUGUAACUAUUACUUUUAUGUAUUGUACACACUACAGUCUUCAUUGAUUAUUGUGAUUCAAUUCAUUAUUCUUAAAAAAUUCUUUAUAUAAUACAGUAUAUGCCAAAUCUUACAUGCUACUGCGUAAUAUUAUGAUAUAAUAGCUAUGAUCAUUUACUAAAGAUGAUCUUGUCUUGAAAAAGUGGAUGGAGAGAAAAUGAUACUCAUAUACUCUUAUCGGAUUGUAAAAUAAAUGAAUUGAAAUUUU
Molecule: messenger RNA, 8879 nt
Organism: Conger conger (European conger)
Lineage: Eukaryota; Metazoa; Chordata; Actinopteri; Anguilliformes; Congridae
Product: protocadherin Fat 4
Exons: 18
Coding region: 1-8283 (2760 amino acids)
Biological process (GO): homophilic cell-cell adhesion
Cellular component (GO): plasma membrane; cell-cell junction
Molecular function (GO): calcium ion binding
Source: RefSeq, a predicted model, not a curated record